AUGGUUGCCGUUGGCGACAGUGUUACCAUCAAUGGAACGACAGGUGUGGUGAAGUACUUGGGGGAAGUUCGAUUCGCCGAAGGAGUUUGGUGUGGAAUCGAGUUAGAUAAAGUUAUUGGCAAAAAUAACGGCAGUGUACAGGGUGUCAGAUACUUUGAUUUAGAUAAGAAAGGGAAAAAUUAUGGCCUAUUUGCUAGUUUAGAAACCUUGAAGAAGUUUGCUCAUACCAGAAACAGUGGUGAUCUUUUGACUAGAAAUAAACGAGAAAAUGGCUCAAGGGCAAAUGACGCAGAUGGAAAAAGCGGAAAGAUAGAGCUGUAUGGUAAAUCCAACGUUAUAUCUCAGCUUCACUUGCAGUUAGAAAAACUAACUAUUAAUGAAGCUGAUCUCUCCUCAAAAAAUCAAUUAUUGGAGGAAGAAUUGGCCUCUCUCAGAAAACGAAACGAAGAGUAUUUUAGCCAGAUUAUACGCAUGGAAGAGGAAUUGAAUUUUAUCAAUAAAGUUACUGGAGAAGAUAUUGAAGAGGACAAAAUUGACUUAGUAAGUUCUCUGAAGAAAAUUAAGUUGCUGGAGUCAUCUGUAAAUAAAUUGGAAAGACUACUUGAUGACCUGCUAAAACAAUAUGAAGAGGUAGUUCUUGAAAACAGCGAUCUCUCGACUAAAAAUCUGAACCUUGCUGAGCAACUUGACAAAUCGUAUAAAGAACUCGAAGAAACAAAAAGGACAAUUGCAGACUUGACACAAGGCUCAGAAGUGCAAGCGACUUCAGAAAGCGUUAUUAAUUUUCUCACAGUACAAAAUAAUGACUUAUCAAAGAAGGUAGAGUCUCUCGAACAAGAAAUAAAGAAACUUACCGCUCAGUAUGAGAUGCACAAGUCGAUGGAAGGGGCCUACAUUGAAGUGGAAAGAGAAUUGAACGACCAAAUCCAGUUUUUCAAGUGCAACUUAGAAGAGACAAAAGAAAAGCUACUUGAGCAAGAAUCAUUGAACACCAGCUUACAAAAAGAAAUUGACUUGAAGUCACAUACCCCCAACGACUAUGAAGUAGAAGAUUUCAAGAUAAAAAUUCUUUCUUUGGAAGAACAAGUGCGCAAAGCGACCUUUUUAGGGAAGUUGGGUGAAUUAUAUUUUGAAGCCGACAUAGUUGAUCUUGAAGUUUUGGAAAUGCAGCUUGAGAUGUUGAGUAAUUUUGAGAUAAUGAGCCUGGGGAAUACCCUGAACGAAAAGCUCUCACUUUACUUCAUACUGACCCUACUUAAAGGCGUCACUACCUUUUUAAAGGAGGCCAAUCCUACCAAAAUCGAUUCUCUUCAAGUAAAGACGUUCAUCAAUUGCUUCUGUAAGAUUUCAUCGUGGAGCUCUCAAAUGGUGGAUGGGAAUAUUUCAAAUGAUUUGCCCCAGUUAUCUGACAUAUGGCAGUUUCUAGACAAAACUGUGUCCCAGCUUGAGAGUCCUCUACUGUGCAUUUACAUUAUUAAUGGUAUUUUUUUCCAAUUUAUACCUAGACUACUGAACUUCACUGCUUUUCAAAGCAUUUUUAGUUCUGGAGCCGUGAGUGAAUUUUAUUCUGUCUCUCUGACCAUUGAAAACCGAACAGGAAAGAUUUUAGAAGAAUAUGAGAGUCAGAAGCCAGCAAAUUUGAGUUUUAAUACGCAACUAACUUUCACGGAACUUAUAGACGAAACUUAUGAUAUUAUUCUCUCUGUGAUAGAUUCUUCGGCCGCUGAAAGCUCGAAGUUACUGGCUCAUUUUAACAAAGUUUUAGAGGUGGUUUCCACACCAUUUGCAUUUGUUACAGUUGGGCAAAAUGAAGGUGACCAGAAAAAAUCAAAGCUUGAAAACGGAAGUGAAGCAAAUAGUAAUAUUGUUAAUGGACUCAAAAAUUCUCUGAGGGAUAUGGAAGCCAAACUGCAAUCAAAUAAGGAGUACGUUAAUGAGUUACUGGUGACAAUUGAAUUUUUAAAAAAUAAAGGUAGAAUUAUAGAAAGUAGCGAGCAAACAGUUGAAGAGCUGAAGUUACAGCUCAAAGAAGCGGAAGAAAGAGAGAAGCUCCUAAGAAACAAGAUCUCUGACCUUCAAUCGAGGCUCACUCAAUCACUUGAACAACUAGGUCACGAGAAAAACAAGCAAUUUGAAUUACUAUCUAAGAGAUCUAUGGGUGGAUUAUUUUCGAACAAAGACGAACUAGAGAAGGUGGACCUCAUAUCUGAAAUCGAAGGUCUUCGAUGGCUGCUUCGACAGAAAAAUGACCAUAUAUUGAAAAAUGCCUUGGAAGAUAUUUCCGCCAUGCCUGAACCACACUUACAAAUACGAAAUAAAGAAAAAACUUUGACAAAAGAUUUAGGCACGUUGCAUAGAGAGAUUUCGAGGAUGAUAAAGUAUGCCGAGAUUGAGCCUAUUUAUGAGACAAAAAUGAUACAAAGUAAAGCUGUCACGAGACGUCCAAUCACAUCUAAAUUUAAUGAAAAUUAUGGGGCAAGACUUAAAAAUAAAAGGAGGAAUAUUAAUAAUUUUAUAAAAAGUGCAUGUGUAUGA
Molecule: messenger RNA, 2535 nt
Organism: Kazachstania africana CBS 2517
Lineage: Eukaryota; Fungi; Ascomycota; Saccharomycetes; Saccharomycetales; Saccharomycetaceae
Gene: NIP100
Product: Nip100p
Exons: 1
Coding region: 1-2535 (844 amino acids)
Source: RefSeq, a predicted model, not a curated record